Messenger RNA from Emiliania huxleyi CCMP1516, 1974 nucleotides. RefSeq names its product RME1B, RME-1/EHD family protein (gene RME1B). Lineage: Eukaryota; Haptophyta; Isochrysidales; Noelaerhabdaceae. The record is from RefSeq and is a predicted model, not a curated record. The transcript has 5 exons. Bases 38 to 1909 code for a protein of 623 amino acids. Gene Ontology annotation, cellular component: cytoplasm; plasma membrane. Gene Ontology annotation, biological process: endocytosis; endosomal transport. Gene Ontology annotation, molecular function: protein binding; GTP binding.
CUCGAGCUGGGUAUCUGCACCCUCGAGCUGUGGCCCAAUGCCAAAGAGGCGCGGCCCGCAGUGCGACGUUGCUGCGUUCGACUCCAUCCUCGAUGGCGUGAGGUCGAUCUACAUGACCAAGGUGCGCCCACUCGAGGAGCAGAGCCUGGUGCAGCAUUUCCACUAUCCGCUCCUCGCCGAUUGCGACUUUGAGGCCAGGCCGAUGGUGCUGCUGGUCGGGCAGUACUCGGUGGGCAAGACCUCCUUCAUCCGCUACCUGCUCGAGUCCGACUUCCCGGGCAUGCACGUCGGCCCGGAGCCCACGACCGACCGCUUCCAAGCCAUCAUGUACGGCGCGGCGGCGCGAGAGCUGCCCGGAAACGCCCUCGCAUCGAACCCGGACACGCCCUUCUACGAGCUCUCGCGAUGCUUUGGCAAUGCCUUCCUCUCCAAAUUCUCGGGCUGCGAAGUGCCUUCCCUCUUCGCGCGCGGAUGCACACUCAUCGACACGCCCGGCGUGCUUUCCGGCCGGAAGCAGACGGAGGACCGCCUCUACUCGUACGAGGACGUGGUGCGCUGGUUUGCGCCGCGGGCCGACCUCAUCCUCCUCAUGUUCGACGCGCACAAGGUGGACAUCUCCGACGAGUUCAAGCGCGUGAUCGAGGUGUUGCAGGGCCACGACGACAAGGUGCGUGUGGUGAUGAACAAGGCGGACUCGCUCUCGCCCGAGGAGCUGCUGCGGGUCAACUCGGCGCUGUCCUGGUCGCUCUCCCGCAUUCUCCGCUCGCCGGAAAGCCGCCGCGUCUACGUGGGCUCCUUUUGGGACGCGCCGCUGCGGCACGGAAACUUCCUCAACCCACUCUUUGAGAGCGAGGCCGUCGCGCUGCUCACCGACCUCGCGGCGGUGCCGCGCAACUGCACCGUGGGCCGAAUCAAUGCCCUGGUGGCACGGACACGGCGUGUGCGCGUGCAGGCUCUCCUGCUGCAGCACCUCCGGGCGGAGAUGCCGAAGGUGGGCAGCAAGGACCGAAAGCAGCGCGAGCUCAUCGCGGGCAUCGAGGACGUCUUCUACGCCGUGAUGAAGAGGCACAACCUGCCCGCGGGGGACUUCCCGGACGUGUCCAAGUUUCGGCACACGCUCGCGUGCCGCGACUUCGCCAAGUUCAAGAAGCUGGACCCGAGGAGCCUCGACGCGCUGGAGGCGAUCCUCUCCACCGACGUUGCGCAGCUGAUGGAGCGCUUCGAUGCCAUCCCCGGCGGCGGCCUGGCCCCAGCUGCCACAGAGGCAUCGCCAAGCCCCAGCGUCCACGCCGGCGGUGCGCCCGUCGCGGUGCCGCCGAUGGACCCGUGGGCGGCGGCAUCGCCAGCGGCGGCGCAGGCGAAAGAGGCGGCAGCAGCAUCGACGCCCACGCCGGCGGACCCGUGGUCGCAUCCGCCCCCCGGGGGCACCGAUCCCUGGUCGACACAGUCCCUCGGCGCGGCGCUGCCCGAGUCGGAGCCAAACCGGCGGGGCGCCGGAGGGGGAGGAGGAGCAGGCAGCGCGGUCUUGGACGGCCUGUUCGGAGUUGGCUCGGCGGGUGCUGCGCAAUCGCGCUCUCCAUCGUGCGCAGGACCGGCGCCGGCGGCGCCGGCGCCCUCAGCGGCGUGGGUGGUGAGCGCGACAGAAAAGGCGCGGUACGACUCGAUCUUCCAGCAGAUGGCCCCGGACGGUGGCCGCGCGAGCGGUGCAAAAGUCGCGCCGGUGUUGCGCCGAUCUGGUCUGCCCAACGACGCGUUGAAGGCGAUCUGGAGCUUGUGCGACGUUGGCGGCGCCGGAUCCCUGGACGCCGACUGGUUUUCGGUCGCGAUGCACCUUGCGAUGCGCAGCAAGAAGGGGGAGCCGCUUCCGCAGGUGCUACCGCCCGAGUAUGUGCCACCGUCAGCGCGGUAGAUAAGUGCAGCGAAAGCACACACGCUGUGGAGCGCCGCCGCCAGAAACAAGAAUUUUAUGUAUGU